UGAAGUUACGCGAGGAAUGGAUAUCGGUAACAAUGGCGGCGUAUAAAAAGCUCAACACACACAUUAGAUUGGUACUAUAUAAGAUACGAGUGAACGAGUGAUCACCGACUGCGAGAAUUCCGGCUAAAUUGAUUUCUCUUCGCCUCUACCUUCUCGCAAGAUUUCUCUCCUGCUGCACAACCCUAAUUUUCAUCAGUGUUUUCUUUAAUUCUACAUUUUCGACCUCUCCUCGGCGCAGCCAAUUGUUGAUUUUCUUAUUAUUUUUUUUCAAUGGCUAAAGGCUCCUUCAAGUUGGAUCACCCACUAGAGAAGCGGCGGGCUGAAUCUGCUCGAAUCAGGGGCAAGUUCCCCGACAGGCUUCCGGUUAUCGUGGAGAAGGCCGAUAGAAGUGACAUACCCAACAUUGAUAAGAAAAAAUAUCUUGUUCCUGACGAUCUGACUGUCGGGCAAUUUGUUUAUGUUGUUCGAAAAAGAAUUAAACUCGGUCCUCAGAGCGCUAUAUUUGUCUUUGUCAACGAGAUUCUUCCUCCCACUGCUGCAUUGAUGUCUACGAUUUACGAGGAGUAUAAAGAUGAGGAUGGGUUCCUAUACAUGACUUACAGUGGUGAAAACACAUUUGGUUCAUUCUGAAGAUGAUGAAGGAAUGGUGUAUAGACCUCCAAGUAACUUGUAAAUUAUUUCUAUUCUAUUUAUCUGAUCUUAAUUAGUCUUUUGGAAGAUUGAUUGAUUGUCCCAAGUGGUUUCAUCUCUUUUGGAUUUUGUUAUUUUUAAUUUUCAGUUGCUUAUGAUAAAGUUCUUGAGUUCGUUCCCAUUUA
Andrographis paniculata is the source of this 815-nucleotide messenger RNA. RefSeq names its product autophagy-related protein 8C-like. NCBI's taxonomy places the organism in Eukaryota, Viridiplantae, Streptophyta, Magnoliopsida, Lamiales, Acanthaceae. Bases 271 to 630 code for a protein of 119 amino acids. The record is from RefSeq and is a predicted model, not a curated record. Gene Ontology annotation, biological process: cellular response to nitrogen starvation. The transcript has 5 exons.